UUAGCCUCAUCUUUACUGCCGAAAGCUCACUUUGCUUUUAGCCCUGGCCGUCAGCUGAGCGGGGCUGAGCGGGGCUGCGCAUGCGCCGCGUGGCCCCGUGGCGUAGAGCCUGGUCCAGUCACAACUAGCCGCUGGGCGGGGUCCGUGCCGGCCGAGGGCGCCGGCUGCCAGAGUGGACAUGGCGGCCGGCCCCACUGGGGCGGUGCUGGCCCUCCUGGGGGUGCUCAGUGUCUGUGCAGCCAGCGGCUAUGGGUCCGUGGCGGAGAGGGAGGCCGGCGGGGAGGUGGAGUGGGCGGAACCGUGGGAUGGCGCGGUUUUCCGGCCGCCCUCGGCGCUGGGCGCAGUGGGGGUGACGCGCAGCUCCGGAACGCCGAGGCCAGGGAGGGAGGAGGCUGGGGAUUUGCCGGUGCUGCUGUGGUGGAGCCCAGGGCUAUUCCCCCACUUCCCUGGAGACUCGGAGCGCAUCGAGUGUACGCGCGGCGCGUGCCUGGCGUCCCGGAACCGCCGAGCGCUGAGGGACUCGCGGACGCGCGCGCUGCUCUUCUACGGCACCGACUUCCGCGCGUCGGCCGCGCCGCUGCCGCGCCUGGCGCACCAGAGCUGGGCGCUCCUCCACGAGGAGUCGCCCCUCAACAACUUCUUGCUGAGCCACGGCCCGGGCAUCCGUCUCUUCAAUCUUACCUCCACAUUCAGUCGCCACUCGGAUUACCCGCUGUCGCUGCAGUGGCUGCCCGGGACCGCCUAUCUGCGCCGCCCGGUGCCUCCGCUCCGGGAACGCGCGGAGUGGCGCCGCCGCGGCUACGCGCCGCUGCUCUAUCUCCAGUCCCACUGCGACGUGCCUGCGGACCGGGACCGCUACGUGCGCGAGCUCAUGCGCCACAUCCCGGUAGACUCCUACGGGAAAUGCCUGCAGAAUCGGGAGCUGCCCACCGCGCGGCUACAGGACACAGCCACGGCCACCACCGAGGAUCCAGAGCUCUUGGCUUUCUUGUCCCGCUAUAAGUUCCACUUGGCCCUGGAGAAUGCCAUCUGUAACGACUACAUGACAGAAAAACUGUGGCGUCCCAUGCAUCUGGGCGCUGUGCCCGUGUACCGCGGCUCUCCCUCUGUGAGGGACUGGAUGCCGAACAAUCACUCCGUCAUCCUGAUUGAUGAUUUUGAGUCUCCUCAGAAGCUGGCAGAGUUUAUUGACUUUCUGGACAAGAAUGAUGAGGAAUAUAUGAAAUACCUGGCAUACAAGCAACCUGGGGGCAUCACCAACCAGUUCCUUCUGGAUAGUUUGAAGCAUCGGGAGUGGGGAGUGAAUGAUCCUUUGCUGCCUAACUACCUCAACGGCUUCGAGUGUUUCGUCUGUGACCACGAACUGGCUCGGCUGGAUGCCGAGAAAGCCCACGCGGCCUCUCCCGGGGACAGCCCCGUCCUUGAGCCCCACAUUGCCCAGCCCUCACACAUGGACUGCCCAAUGCCCACACCUGGCUUUGGCAACGUGGAAGAGAUUCCUGAGAAUGACAGUUGGAAAGAGAUGUGGCUGCAAGAUUAUUGGCAAGGUCUGGACCAGGGGGAAGCUCUCACUGCCAUGAUCCACAACAAUGAAACAGAGCAGAGGAAAUUUUGGGAUUACCUACAUGAAAUCUUCAUGAAAAGGCAACAUCUCUAAGUGCCCUUGCAAGAGCCUUUAAUUUGGCGGAGCUAAGGAGAUUUUAUUCUACCAUGGGACAUAAGGAGCAUCUACUGCACAAACCCUUACUGAACACUGUGUUUUCAUGGAUUCAAGGCAUUCCAGUUUUAUCUAUUAAGAUUUUAUCUUAAUGAUGAGUAGCCAAGGUCUAACAUAGGGCCUCUCCUCAAGGACAGAUGGAGGCAUACAAUUUUUGGUUCAGUGAGAAACAGAACCCUAAAACAUCCAUUUGAUUCAAGGUGCUGGUCGAACAGUUUUUAAAUUACUCACUUCUCUAUUUCAUCCUUUGAGCUGUACUUGACUACCAAUGAAGUAAGAUGGGUCAGGUUACAACUUACAACUUUUGUUCUAUUCCCCAAAUUCCUCAUUAUUCAGGACGUUUCCCAAUAAUCUCUUUUUUGUUAUGUUGGUGGAGAAGCAAAACUUCUGGUGAGUUGUAUUCUGGUUUUCUGCGUUUUUUAUAUUAUGUACUUUGCUUUCAUGUCAAA
Molecule: messenger RNA, 2166 nt
Organism: Piliocolobus tephrosceles (Ugandan red Colobus)
Lineage: Eukaryota; Metazoa; Chordata; Mammalia; Primates; Cercopithecidae
Gene: POFUT4
Product: protein O-fucosyltransferase 4
Exons: 3
Coding region: 179-1657 (492 amino acids)
Cellular component (GO): Golgi membrane
Molecular function (GO): alpha-(1->3)-fucosyltransferase activity
Source: RefSeq, a predicted model, not a curated record